Messenger RNA from Trypanosoma conorhini, 807 nucleotides. Its product is annotated as putative nucleoplasmin-like protein (NLP). The transcript has a single exon. The record is from RefSeq and is a predicted model, not a curated record. Bases 1 to 807 code for a protein of 268 amino acids. Lineage: Eukaryota; Euglenozoa; Kinetoplastea; Trypanosomatida; Trypanosomatidae.
AUGGCCGCCUGGGGUAACGUGGACAUGGAAGACCGUUUGAAUCUUUUGCAGUACAUGGUGUUGGAGGCGCUUAGCUCCCCCGCAGCGCAGGAAGAGGCGGAGAAGGUGAGGAAGAUGCAUGAGGAGAUGAAGUUAACGAUGGAAAGGCGGACGAAGGAGAUCCGGGAAGGUGCCCAUAAGGAAAUUACUUCCCUCCUUAAGCAAUUUUCGUCCUCCUCGAAAUCAGCGAAUGACAGCUCAGAAACGUAUGAAGCAAAGCGAGAGAAACUCUAUGAAGAGAUGGAACAGAGGCUGCAGCAUGUUGUGAAUGAAUACUUGGGCAUACAAGAUGGCAAGGACGUUGGGGCUCUCAUCUGCCCACUCGGCAUGGACCGCUACCGACGGAUGUAUUGGCGAUUUCCAUUCGAUCGCCAUAUCGUUGUUCAAUCUAUUUCUGCCACCGAUACUAAUUUUCCCAUUCUGCCUGAGCCACGCGAACUCGUGGUUCAGAGCGUGAAGGAUGCGAGGGCCAUGUUGCUUGAUGACUCAGACGAAAUUGAGCACAAUUCCAAGGACGCCAAUGGCAACGUUCACAAGAGUGACAGUGAUGAAGUUCCACAGCGAGUAUGGGGUGUUGUGCCGCCAGAGUAUUUAGGCCACUUCAUCGAGGGGCUUGACCGACGGGGCAUAAGGGAGGCGGCGCUUCGACGCUCGCUGGAAUCAAUUCAGCCGUAUUUGCUUAGUUUGAGCGAGCCGCCGGUGGGACGUAUGACCCGGACGCGUUCCCACACCUUCGGCUAUUUCAAUAAGUUGAAGCUCGAACUGUAG